This is a messenger RNA of Poecile atricapillus (Black-capped chickadee), 294 nucleotides long. It is a transcript of the gene NPS, whose product is annotated as neuropeptide S. The transcript is spliced from 2 exons. The record is from RefSeq and is a predicted model, not a curated record. Gene Ontology annotation, cellular component: extracellular region. Lineage: Eukaryota; Metazoa; Chordata; Aves; Passeriformes; Paridae. Gene Ontology annotation, biological process: positive regulation of synaptic transmission, glutamatergic; positive regulation of action potential; neuropeptide signaling pathway. The annotation marks the transcript as partial.
AGUCUAUGCAGGCUAAACUUGGUUUUCAUCCUCUGGAUCUCCAUGACCUUGGUGGGCUUGGGUUUCCCAGUUGGCCCUUCCAUGAGCACCAACCCUUUUUAUCUGACCUGCCAGCUGUAUGGGAAAUGGGAUUCGUGCCUGGUGCUGCUGAGCAGCUGCCUCUCCAAGGUGGGCAGGGAUGAGGAGCUGCCUCUUGGGAAGCCUCUCCUGGAGCCCCCUCUCCACAAAAGGUCCUUCCGCAACGGCGUCGGAGCGGGAAUUAAAAAAACCUCCUUCCGAAGGGCAAAAUCCUGA